GGACGCAUUGAGCGGCACAUAGGGACCUCUCUUUCUGCCAUGGCAAUUUAGUUAUAGGUCUUCCUCCCAAUUCCCCUUCUCGACUGCCAAAGUGCCGAGCGCCGCCGUCCGCCGGCCCGCCGCGCCGUCCUCUAGCCGACGCCCGCCGGCCUCCACCGGCUGGUUGUUGCAAGAACUGCACGCAGCCCGUUGCUGGCUGCUGGCCCUUCUCGUGCUGCCGGCUAUUCUGUGAACUGCUGCCGAAGCCUGAAGGACCGGAGGUCGAAGGAGCAAGCAACUAUAGCAAGUUUAUGUUGUGAAUUUCCAUGCAUAUUUUGCCUUCAGUUUGAAAUCAGCUCCCUCUUGGUUGCUGUCACGCUCCGCCACUGCUACCCUGUCCAAAUCCAUCGCCAAGCCACCGGUGUCUCCGAUGGAGUCAUUUCCGCCGCAUCCACUUCCUCCACUGCCCGGGAAUCUCUCCUCUGCUCCGCCGCCACCGCUUCUACAUCAGCAGGCUGGGUCUGCUCCGGCGCCAGCAACGCUCCUGGUGCGGCACCUCCCAGAGGCAAUCACACAGGAGAUGCUCUUUGGACUCUUCUCCCACUAUGGCGCCACAUCCGUCCGCCUCUGCGGUGGAAAGCUGAGGAACUGUGCAUUUGUGGAUUUUAGGGACGAGAUGGCGGCCAAUCAGGCGCAGUCUGUGUUGAACAGGUUCAAGAUCCUUGGGAAAGUACUGAUAGUCGAGAGAGCAAACAAGCCAAAUGCCAAGAAUGCGAACGAGAAGCAUCAGGAGGAAUUAGCUCACAGGAUGCCUCAAGUGCCAAGUAUGAAUUCCCAGAAUCAAGAGAAUCCUACAUCAACUGCCGAACCGAUCGCUUCUAGGCUUGGUGUGGACUAUUCAUUUCCUCCUCAUCUUGAGUAUGCAUACCCACCACCUGAUGGAAACAUAUUGACAAAUAUUGUCAACUCUCUCAUUGCCGUUCCCCGAUUUUACACCCAGGUGUUGCAUUUGAUGAACAAGAUGAACCUUCCAGCUCCAUUUCGGACGGCAUUGCCUACUCCACCUCUACCAUCACAAGUGCCUGCUCCUCCUCCCCCUCCACCACCACAGCCUUCUAUGACAGAGAAACUUCAUUUGGCUGAUCUGUCUAGUGAUGAGUCUGAGAUGGAGUCUUCUGAUGAAGAUGUUGAUACAAGGAAAGUCAAGCGUGCAAAGCAUGAAGCUAUUGUUGGUCCUGCAGUUGAUAGAAGUGUCGCCCAUGAAUCGGUCGGGGUGAAACCAGCUGCACUAGUUCCCAAUGAGCUUCAAGUAAUAAAAAAGAAAAACCCAGUACUGCAGAUAAAAAUUGUCCCUAAGGCUGCUUAUAAGGAACUUGCUGAUCGGAGUACUAUCGACAAGGAAUUGGCCUCUAGAGAUGAAAAAAUUGAAGAAAAACAUUUUGCCACGCCUCAGGAAAUAGAGAAAGAGAAAUUGCCAACAGAGGAGAUUUUGUCCCUUCCCAUGUUCAAGAAUUACACUCCAGGGAAUCCUGCCAGUGUAUUAUAUAUUAAGAACUUGGCAAAAGAUGUUGUUCAUGAUGACUUCUACUAUGUCUUUGGAUCUGUGUUUGAAAGCAUGGAUGCUGCAAGAUCUGGUUUAAGUAUCAAAUUAAUGCAGGAAGGACGAAUGCGGGGCCAAGCUUUUGUGACGUUUCCAUCUGUUGAACUUGCGCAGCGUGCACUGAAUUUAGCGCAUGGUUAUGCGUUCAAGGGCAAGCCGAUGAUCAUUCAGUUUGGUAGAAGCCCUGCUGCUACCAAAACGUCUUCCUAGGAGGUUGCAUUCUUUCCGACUCUGAUGUGCUGUGAAGCUGUUAAGAGUUGGCAACCAAGAUUCUCAUUUUUACCUGUGCAUGUCGUGUGGAAGAAACAGCUGUAUCAACUAUCUUGUGCUUCUCUUCUCCAGAUUCUGAAUUCGGAGUAGAGAAAAAUUCACUGUAGGUCACAAAACUUGAGCCGGAUGACACUUUGGUACCACUACUUCAAAAUACCCGAACUACGGUCCAUGUA
Molecule: messenger RNA, 2025 nt
Organism: Triticum aestivum (bread wheat)
Lineage: Eukaryota; Viridiplantae; Streptophyta; Magnoliopsida; Poales; Poaceae
Product: U11/U12 small nuclear ribonucleoprotein 65 kDa protein
Exons: 12
Coding region: 410-1789 (459 amino acids)
Biological process (GO): mRNA splicing, via spliceosome
Cellular component (GO): U12-type spliceosomal complex
Molecular function (GO): U12 snRNA binding; pre-mRNA intronic binding
Source: RefSeq, a predicted model, not a curated record